Cercopithifilaria johnstoni is the source of this 2085-nucleotide messenger RNA. The record is from the annotation of a GenBank genome assembly. NCBI's taxonomy places the organism in Eukaryota, Metazoa, Nematoda, Chromadorea, Rhabditida, Onchocercidae.
AUGGUUACAACAAGGAAUAGAAAACGAGCAGAUGAAAGUAACGAAAAUAAGAGUGAACGCAGUGGAAAUCAUUGGGAUGGGGAACAAAAUGUUGAAAUUACAAAAGAAAUGCCUGGUGUUUCUACAAGUAAUGAAGAAGGCGAAUUGGUGGAAGCUGAGAAUGGCAGUGAGAAGCGUGAAACAACUAAAGCUGACAAAUUGUCAAAUGAGUUUUCAAGAAAGAGUCGGAAGGAAGAUUCUAGCAGUAAUGCUAGGGACAGAAAGCGUAAGCGGUCACGAUCAACAGAUUCUGGCAGUGAUACAAGUCGAGAUGAUUCGAGAAUACGGUCAAAACGCAGGCAUUCAAGUCAUAAGGACACUAAGUCAUCAAAAAAGCAUUCGAAAAGCGAGAAACGUCGUCGUUCUCCCGCAGAAAAAGAAAAAAGAAGUGAUACCAGUGAAAUUCUUAACGGGACAUUUUCAAGAACAGGAUCAGAGAUUGAGCUGAAUGAUAUAAAUUUCGAACAAAAUAACACAGAUGCUAUUAAAAAAGAGCCAACAGCAAGAGAACGGGAAAUUGCCAGGCUGUUGAAAGAAGAACAAGAGCAUCCAGAGCUGCUUGAUACUGAUAAUGAUGCGGUUUGGUCGUUAAAAAAAGCCCAAAUUGAAAAGCCAAGUCGGCAGUGUCCUUACUUAGAUACUAUUGAUAGAUGCGCGUUAGAUUUUGAUUUUGAAAAGCUGUGUUCCGUUUCAUUGUCACACAUCAAUGUUUAUGCUUGUAUGGUUUGCGGGAAAUAUUUCCAGGGCCGAGGCACCAGUACUCAUGCAUACACCCAUUCACUGGAUACCAACCAUCGAGUUUUUCUGAAUUUAAGCACUUUAAAGUUUUACUGUUUGCCAGAUAAUUAUGAAAUCAUUGAUCCAUCGUUGGAUGAUAUCAAGUAUGUAUUGAAACCCACUUACACGACAAAAUACAUCAUGAAAAUCGAUAAUAUGGGAAAGAUGGCUCGGGCUUUUGAUGGUACAACUUAUCACCCAGGUGUUGUAGGUCUGAACAAUAUCAAGGCUAAUGACUAUGAAAAUGUGGUGCUGCAUGCACUUUCUCAUGUUCCACCUCUUCGCGACUACUUUCUACGUGAAGAAAAUUACAUGAAUAUAAAAAGGCCACCUGGCGAUAAGUUAACACUGUUGCCGAAGCGUUUUGGUGAAUUAAUUAGAAAGUUAUGGAAUCCGAAGGCUUUUAAAGCGCAUGUUUCACCUCAUGAAAUGUUGCAAGCCAGCGUAUUAUGUAGCAACAAAAAAUUUCAAAUUACCAAACAAGGUGAUGCGGCCGAGUUCUUGAAUUUUUUGCUGAAUACCCUUCAUAUAGCAUUGAAUGGUACCCGUAACACAUCGUCAUCAAUUAUCUACAAGAUAUUUCGGGGUCGACUGCAUGAAUUUACACGUAAAGUAAUACCGGUGGAAACAACCGAGGAAGCUCGAAAAAGUUUGCUAGAGACUGAAGAAUAUAAAGAGAAGAAACUUGAAAUUCCAUUUCUUUAUCUUACGUUGGAUUUACCAGCUGCCCCCUUAUAUCGUGACGAGUUGCUGCAGAAUAUUAUACCACAAGUGCCACUUUCCGUGCUCUUGACUAAAUUUAAUGGAGCCACUGAAAAGGAAUAUAAAACAUACAGUGAGAAUUUCAUGAAGCGUUUUCAACUGGUCCGUUUGCCACCUUAUUUAAUUAUAACUUACAAAAGAUUUCAUAAGAAUCAAUGGUUUGUCGAAAAAAAUCCUACAAUUGUCAAUUUUCCUAUAAGCAAUGUUGACUUAUACGAUUGUUUGUCGGAAGAAAUGCGUCCUUUGCAUAAAUAUACAACCUAUGAUCUCGUUUCAAAUAUUGUUCAUGAUGGCCCACCAUCAUCUGGCUCCUAUCGUAUCCAAAUCCUCCACAAUGGUACUCAGAAAUGGUUUGAACUGGAAGAUUUGCACGUGAAAGAAAUAUUACCGCAGAUGAUCACGCUAGCCGAAUCUUAUAUACAGAUUUGGCGUUUGAAUACUUCGAAAACACGUGAGCAACGUGCUGGUGAAACAGAAGAAGGUGAAGAGGAAACUAUGAAGCAAUGA